Molecule: messenger RNA, 4645 nt
Organism: Nothobranchius furzeri (turquoise killifish)
Lineage: Eukaryota; Metazoa; Chordata; Actinopteri; Cyprinodontiformes; Nothobranchiidae
Product: A-type voltage-gated potassium channel KCND2
Biological process (GO): potassium ion transmembrane transport; protein homooligomerization
Cellular component (GO): voltage-gated potassium channel complex; neuronal cell body; dendritic spine
Molecular function (GO): protein binding; A-type (transient outward) potassium channel activity
Source: RefSeq, a predicted model, not a curated record
GAACAGGAGUUUAUUGAGGAGUAGCUGCAACGAGAGAGGAGAGAAAAAGGGGGAAAGGGGUGGGGGGGAAUACAACCGUUGCACAUGAGGAGGAGAGGCAGGAAGGGAUUACGCACGGACACCUGACCGCUCUCUGCUCAGAGUCCACCGUUUGAAUUGUUUAACUUGUUGAUGCAUCGUUUCAACGCCGUGUUUUUUUUCUUCUUCUUCUUUCUUAACGUCUGGCUGCAGUGAGUAAUAGAUGGCUGGUGAUCUGCUCCGGGGAUUACACUAAACUCACCGUGGAUGCAGUUUAAUGAGCAGCAUUCUUUAAGAUGUCAUUGAUCUCGGAGCCGUAGCACUGUGAAACGCGGAGAAGGGCCGUAUUCAACACUACAGGUCAGCAUGGCAGCAGGUGUAGCGGCAUGGCUUCCCUUCGCCCGAGCGGCGGCCAUAGGAUGGAUGCCCGUGGCCAGCACCCCGAUGCCCAUCCCUCCCCAAGACAAGAGGAAAGCCCAGGACGGACUCAUCAUCCUCAACGUGAGCGGGACCAAGUUUCAAACGUGGCGGACCACUUUGGAGCGCUACCCGGACACUUUGCUCGGCAGCACUGAGAGGGACUUUUUUUUCCACGAGGAGACGAACGAGUACUUUUUCGACCGUGACCCCGACAUCUUCAGGCACAUCCUGAAUUUCUACCGCACGGGGAAGCUGCACUACCCACGCCAGGAGUGCAUCUCCGCGUACGACGAGGAGCUCGCGUUCUUCGGCAUCAUCCCCGAGAUCAUUGGGGACUGCUGCUAUGAGGAGUACAAGGACCGGAGGCGCGAGAAUGCGGAGAGGCUUCAGGAUGACGAGGAGAUGGACAUGAACAAUGACGUCACGCCGGUGAAUCUGACGUUCCGGGAGUACCUGUGGCGGGCUUUUGAAAACCCCCACACCAGCACCUUGGCGCUUGUCUUCUACUAUGUGACAGGAUUCUUCAUAGCCAUCUCGGUGAUGGCCAACGUGGUGGAGACGGUUCCGUGCGGGACUUUGCCCAACAGGUCGAAAGAAGUGUCCUGUGGGGUUCGUUACGCGCUGGCUUUCUUUUGUUUGGACACGGCGUGCGUCAUGAUCUUCACGGUCGAGUAUCUGCUUCGGUUGAUCGCAGCGCCGAGCCGCUGCAAGUUCAUGAAGAGCGUGAUGAGCGUCAUCGACGUGGUCGCAAUCAUGCCCUACUACAUCGGCCUGGUGAUGACCGACAAUGACCAGGUGAGCGGGGCUUUCGUCACGCUCAGAGUCUUCCGGGUUUUUCGGAUUUUCAAGUUCUCCCGGCACUCCGCGGGACUGCGCAUUCUGGGCUACACUUUGAAGAGCUGUGCGUCCGAGCUGGGCUUCCUCCUCUUCUCCCUCACAAUGGCCAUCAUCAUCUUCGCCACGGUCAUGUUUUAUGCAGAGAAAGGCUCCACAGCCACCAAGUUUACCAGCAUCCCUGCUGCGUUCUGGUACACCAUCGUCACCAUGACAACACUGGGGUACGGUGACAUGGUGCCAAAGACGAUUGUGGGGAAGGUGUUUGGGUCCAUAUGCUCUCUGAGUGGGGUGCUGGUCAUCGCCUUGCCUGUCCCUGUCAUCGUGUCAAACUUCAGCCGGAUCUACCACCAAAGCCAGCGGGCAGAGAAACGACGAGCUCAGAGGAAAACUCGCCUUGCUAGAAUCCGUGCUGCGAAGAUUCGGGGCACUAAUGCCUAUAUGCGCUACAAACAAAACGGGCUCCUGAUCGACUCACUGGAGGAGGCUUCUAAGGAAGCUGGACGAGCCCUGGUGGGGAAGGCCGCCAGCCCCCCCUUUGAGAGCCAACAUCAUCAUUUGCUGCACUGCUUAGAGAAAACCACGAAUCACGAGUUUGUGGACGAGCAGACGUUUCAGGCCAACUGCAUGGAGGUCUCUUUGGUGAACAAGUCUGGCUCCCGCUCCUCGUCACUGUCUUCGUCUCCACACGGCCUCAGCUCGUGCUGCUGUCGACGGCACAAGAAGAAGAGCAGCUUCAGCCUGCCGAGCACCAACAACCAGGAGCUCAGCACCAUACAGAUCAGAGAGAGGCCGGUGUCCAACAGCCGCUCCAGCCUGAAUGCCAAACUUGAUGAAACUGUGCCCUUGAAAUGUAAUGAACCUUACAUCACCCCGUCCAUGGUCAGCCUGUCUGCCCCGGUGGUGACCUCAUCAGACGAGGACGCUUCCACUACAGCGUACUCUCAGAGCAACAUUGUCCGAGUAUCUGCCUUGUAGAUGCCACCGUCUAUCCAAUCUGAUCAGCUGAUUGGUCUCAAGAAGCACCAGAUGCUGAGGAGAGGGACCACCGAGCAUCAACCUGCCAUAAUCAAGAAGGAUUAUAAGAUUCCCAGAGGUUGGAUUUUCUUUUGUUCUUUUUUUAAAGUAGUGAUUUCAUCUGAUGUCAAUCACUGCAUGGUAUUAAAAGUGGUGUGGACAGCUGCCCUGGAAGUGGAAGCGAACCAGCAGACCUUUGCUUCCUUAAGCACAGCAGAGUGAAGAGGUGUUCGUGGUCAUCAUUGUUGCCUAAAAAUGACAAAAAAAAAGACUUUAUUUUUGAAUAUGUAAUGUAUGUGUUGUCUCAGAGUCAAAGGCAGAUGUUUAGAGAUCAUUCCCAAAGGCCUCUGAUAACAAAGCACAUGUAUUCAUCUCCUGAAGGCCAUGUUUGUGAAUAUAAAACCUGUCUGAUUACACGUUUGGCAUCCACCUUUUGACACUUCUCCAUUUAAAAGCUUUCUUAUCUUCUCCUGUUCACUCUUCUAAAAAAAAAAGAAGAAAAAACACAGUUCCAUCCCCUGGAAUGAUCAAAUGUUGUGAAUAUUCAUUUACAGACUGAUGAAAUGGUCACCGCUGUUCCUUGAAGAAUAAAAUCCACCACUCAUCCUGACAUGUUUGUGAACUGUGCAAGUGAAAGUCUAAAGACCAAAUCUGUGUUAGCUCCCAUGUUUGACAUUCUGAAUCUGUGUGAAAGCCGCUGUGGUUAGUUAACAAUAGUUAUUGAUAACUAUACAGGGUAUACCUUAGUUAGGGCACAAGUGAAUAACUGAAUGUUCUCCGCAACAUCUACUCAAUAAUAAUCUUAACGUGGACUCUUGUGGUAGCAUUGACCUGGGGGAACUUUAUGAAAGAACAUCGACUCCAAUGACUUCCUUAAAAAAAGAAAACGACAGAAUUUCAAAGAAAGACUUCAUUGUGUAAAAGCACCAUUUUGUAUAUUUUUCAUAAUGUAAAUAUCUCAGUUAGGACUUUAUCAAAUGCAUCUGAAGUUGGCUCCACUUAUUUCUAGAUUUAGUUGUUGGCAAAUCUCUUUCUGUCUGUUAACUGGUUGAAUUAAUGAUUUGCAUGCUGUCAUUGCAGAAUUCUGUUUUAUUAAAGUAUGUCUCUGCUCAUUGUUGGAGGUUUGUCAGUUAAAUAAUGAUCGAUGAAGGGAAACACAAUGAAGUGGGUGUGUUCUGAUUCUGCAGCUCUGCUUUUAAUGAAAUUUUGUCUUGUUUAAAGGGAUGGUUUCAGAUGUUUUGAAAAGGGGGCUUUGUGAGAAGGUUCUUCAUAAGGAAUCGUGUGGUGGAUGGCUCUUUGAAUGGAGAAAUGUUGAGAAUUAAAAUGUAUUUUGACCAGUUUGAGAAGCUAUGGGCUAUCUUGAGUAAGGCUUAGACCCAAACAGACAUAUAGUUCACGUGUGACAACCCUUACACUGAUCUCAGUUUACAUUUUAUGGUUAAUCUGAAAUGUGAUGGUGGAAGUAUAACAAUUUAGUAAAACUGAAAGAAGGCUCACCGGGUGGGCACGGCAGUGUGAGUUUAUUACUCAUACAUUUGUAAUAAUAUGUCUAAAUCAAUUUGGGAGACAUUAUUUACUGAAUUGUCAAAGAAUUAUAUGAAAAUGUUAUAACUUUCUAUGUUUUUGCACUUUUUGAUUGACUGGAGUGAAAUUAGGAUACCGUUUGGUUUGCUAAUGGAAUAUUUUGCUAAUGAUAAUAGAACAUAAUUUAACACCAAACCAUGAAAAUAAAACUAUUGGCUGUGUUUAAAGAGACAUUGUGUAGCUUUUACCUUUAAUCUCUGGAAAUGUCAAAUGAAAUAUUGUUGAAAAUGAAUAAAAUGAUGUCCAGUUGUUGAAAAAUAUUGGCGGCUUUGUAACAUAUAACCAUAAAUAUCGAGUUUAACCCUCCCACUGUCCUAAUGGGUGACCCCAUGAAGAAAGUUGACCAUUGAGCAGGGUUGAUGGUUCAUCUCUUGGGUCCAUGUGGCAGGGGUGAGGAGUGAGCACCAACUCACCCCUGCCACGUGGACCUCAAGGGAUAGAACAACAUUUACCGUAAUAUUUUAGCAAAAGUCACGGUAGUGUAAAACUACUCUGAAAUGUAUGUACAGCCCUCCAAUCAUGUGGAAACACUGCUACUUUAAAAUGUCUACUCUCCUUCACUACAUAGGGAGUGUGCCAUUUUGCUGUGAUGUUAAAAAUUGUAGCUGAUUUUCCAUUUCGCUACCAAGGGCCCUUGAAACAUCACAAAAAGUUAUGUGCAUUUGUUGUACACUGGUUUGGUAGAAGUAGACCAUAGUGCACUGUGACCUGAGCAAACAGCAUGCUAAUGCUAGGAACUCAACGGAAAUUAAAAGGUUUGAGAAUUGUUGAA